Meloidogyne enterolobii is the source of this 663-nucleotide messenger RNA. The record is from the annotation of a GenBank genome assembly. NCBI's taxonomy places the organism in Eukaryota, Metazoa, Nematoda, Chromadorea, Rhabditida, Meloidogynidae.
AUGACAGAAGAAUGUCAAUUAUUUAAUGAAGAAAGUAAUAAUCUUUACAAUAAUGAAUUUAAACCUAUAGAAAGGGAAGAAAAAGACUUUUAUUUUACUUCAACUACAAUUCAAUUAACAAACAACGAAAAACUAACAACAAUUCCUUUAAUUAUUUCAUCAGAACCUUCCAUCCCUGCUAAACCUAUUUUUGUACAUAAAAUUGAUGGUGAUUCCACACUUUCUCCUUUAACAACAUUAAAAGGGAAAUUGGCAACUGUUGGGGAUUCUCUUUUAGAGAAGGAAUUGAAAGGAAAUGAAACAGAAAAUAUAUAUUCUUUAGCUUCUACAAGUAUUUUACCCCCUUUAGAAGAAUCCCCUUUAAAUAAUCUUCGAACAGUACAACCACACAGAUUUAGUACAAGACAACAAUCGGGAUCUCUUAAAAUUGCUGGCCUUUCCGGAGGAGGUGUUGGAACAAGAAUUGGACAAAACAAUGGACGCAAAAUUAACGGAUCAAUGUCUGGAAUUCAAAGAGAAAGUAAAAACGGAGAUAUGGCUAGCCAAGCAAGUGCAACAACUAUGGCUGAAAUGGCAUGUCGACUUAGAUCAACAAAACCUAUUUGGGCUCUGAUAUGUGAUAUGGCAAAAACUGUAUAUCGUUCAACUAUGAUAAAUGCUUAG